GUGUCAGCCUUAGCAUUAUGUGGUGGUGCCUGGUUAUUUCUGUUGUGUUUAGCUUGAGGUUUGGCCACUCCUCCAGCUGCUGUUACAUGUGUCACGCACGGCGCUCUUCCUGUCGUGUCGUUGCUGGUAUGUUGUAGUAACGUUCCACAUACGUUAUUUAUGUCAAGGUCAAUGUCAAGGUUGAUCUGUGUGCUGAGGAGAUGGGGAACAACGUGCAACCUGCUGCUGCUCUCCUGGGGGACAUCAAUACUAUUGUCAAGCAGCUCCUGGAGUACGUUCAUAAAGAUGGCUGGAGGUAUCCAGCUGAUACAGAAUGGUGGACCACGUUGAAAGAGAAGAUGGUUGCUAUGACAAAGGUGACAAAGGCGUUAGCUCUACAGUCGACAACACCCAUGAACUACUACCAAGUGUUCCACCACAUCUCCCAGCUGCUGCCCCACGACUGUGUCAUCGUGAGUGAGGGGGCCAACACCAUGGACAUCGGGCGCACCAUGUUGAACAACUACCUUCCUCGACAGAGGCAAGGCAUGCCGCCUCACACAGAUAUCAAAGGUCAAAUCCGCCAAGUAUCCUGUGCCUUUGCCCUGAAGACAAGUAGGAAUGAGUUGGGAUCUGUUGAUAGUUCUGCCUGA
Molecule: messenger RNA, 632 nt
Organism: Coregonus clupeaformis (lake whitefish)
Lineage: Eukaryota; Metazoa; Chordata; Actinopteri; Salmoniformes; Salmonidae
Product: 2-hydroxyacyl-CoA lyase 1-like
Exons: 3
Coding region: 201-632 (143 amino acids)
Biological process (GO): fatty acid alpha-oxidation
Cellular component (GO): peroxisome
Molecular function (GO): thiamine pyrophosphate binding
Source: RefSeq, a predicted model, not a curated record